This is a messenger RNA of Malania oleifera, 1239 nucleotides long. Its product is annotated as proteasome subunit beta type-1. Gene Ontology annotation, cellular component: proteasome core complex. The record is from RefSeq and is a predicted model, not a curated record. Lineage: Eukaryota; Viridiplantae; Streptophyta; Magnoliopsida; Santalales; Ximeniaceae. The transcript has 7 exons. Bases 233 to 904 code for a protein of 223 amino acids.
UGAAACUUUUUUAAAAUAAUUUUUAUUAAAAUAAUAUUAAAAUUAGAAAAAAUUCUCAAACCAACUCCCCGGAUCCCUAAACUUGAGCAAAAAGAAAGCCGAAGCUCGUAAUAAGACCAAACGGGAAGCCCAAACCGUCUCCAUUUUCGUUCUCUUAAUCGCCCUAGCGCUCCCCCCCCCCCCCCCCCCCCUCUCGCUCUCUCUCUCUCUCUCUCUCUCUCUCUCUCUCUCCAUGGCCAAGCAACAAGCUAACUGGUCUCCUUACGACAACAAUGGAGGAUCUUGUGUUGCGAUCGCUGGGGCUGAUUAUUGUGUAAUAGCAGCUGAUACUCGAAUGUCCACUGGUUACAGUAUACUCACCAGAGAGUACUCCAAAAUUUGCAAACUAGCGGACAAAUGUGUAAUGGCUUCUUCUGGUUUUCAAGCUGACGUGAGAGCCUUACAGAAGCUCUUGGCAGCCAAACAUUUGACCUAUCAGCAUCAACACAACAAGCAGAUGAGCUGCCCUGCAAUGGCUCAACUACUUUCAAACACCCUCUACUACAAACGCUUCUUCCCGUACUAUUCUUUCAAUGUUUUGGGUGGCCUUGAUAACGAAGGGAAGGGUUCUGUCUUCACAUAUGAUGCUGUUGGGUCGUAUGAGAGGGUUGGAUACAGCUCCCAAGGGUCUGGUUCCACACUGAUCACGCCCUUUUUGGACAACCAACUGAAGUCCCCCAGCCCCCUCCUAUUACCUGCUAAGGAUGCUGUCACACCACUUUCUGAACGAGAAGCAGUUGAUUUGGUGAAAACUGUUUUUGCUUCUGCAACCGAGAGGGAUAUAUAUACUGGGGACAAGCUAGAAAUAGUCAUCCUGAAUGCAGAUGGCAUUCAUCGUGAAUACAUGGAACUCCGAAAGGACUAAUCCUUCUUCCAAGGUGACAACUUCUCUUGCUGAAAGACACUGAUGGGUUGCAUGGGAUACCCUCAGAAGAUGCUGGUAGAUGUCGUUUUGUUCUCAGAAUUUGGUUUAGCAUUUCAAUGGUCGGAUAUGGACAACUGCAUUUCAUACUAAGUUAAAAAUGUUGAAACUGCAGCACCUUGUAUUUCUGUAUUCAGACAUGAUAAUGUUUUAGUUUUGCAUUUGACAAUAUUUUAUACUUGAAAAGUAUGACAUUGAUGUGGUCAGGAAGCUGAUAUGGACAAUGGUUCCUGUUUUCAACUUUCAGCUUUUCCAGUAAAAAGCUUAAUACAUUUGCA